Protomyces lactucae-debilis is the source of this 576-nucleotide messenger RNA. RefSeq lists its product as uncharacterized. The record is from RefSeq and is a predicted model, not a curated record. The coding region runs from base 1 to 576 and encodes 191 amino acids. NCBI's taxonomy places the organism in Eukaryota, Fungi, Ascomycota, Taphrinomycetes, Taphrinales, Protomycetaceae. The transcript has a single exon.
AUGCCUCAACGCUCGCUCUCAAACACAUCAGACGCGUCCCUCGCUAGUAUGCACAGCCAUGCUCCUGCUAUUGCACCAAUCGCUCCUGCUGGUCGUUCGCGUGUCCGUCGUCAACCAAGUCGCUCCGCGUUGUCCGCCUCACAACCUCAGCUCUCCUCCUUCUCCAUUUCUGGAGGCAUGGCAGAGACACGCGAUGCGAUGGGUGGUUGUGAUCCGCUUGUGGUUAAUCUCAAACAAGCUAUACAAGUAUGGGAUGGCUUGAAAAUACCACAAGCAAGUCCUGCAACCGGUACAACAGCUGAGCCUGUCGGUGGGAUCUCCAUUGAGGAAGAGACAGCUAUGCGGGAAAGUGAGGAGAUUCGUCGGAUGCUGUCACAGUACAGACAUGACCAGCAACAACAGCAACAAGCAUACCGUGCUUCACACAGAUCCGGUGCAUCACGGCAAGGGAACGCUGGGAAGGAUUUGUUUGAUGAUUCAGAUUGGGAUAAUUUGACUGUUGCAGGGAUGGUGCGCGGUGUGAUGCUUGAUCGAUCACGGCGGGAACUUGAGCGUGAUGCUUGGAUCUUUGAGUAA